Galleria mellonella (greater wax moth) is the source of this 2042-nucleotide messenger RNA. RefSeq names its product serine protease 53-like. Gene Ontology annotation, molecular function: serine-type endopeptidase activity. NCBI's taxonomy places the organism in Eukaryota, Metazoa, Arthropoda, Insecta, Lepidoptera, Pyralidae. The record is from RefSeq and is a predicted model, not a curated record. Bases 186 to 1973 code for a protein of 595 amino acids. Gene Ontology annotation, biological process: proteolysis. The transcript has 10 exons.
UCAAACAAUUGAGGUCGUAUCAUUCGCAUCCCAUCAAGCGGGGGAAACGGACAUCAAAUUAGGCUAUGCCUUGUUUGUCCGUUUGUCCUCGGACAUCCUCAAAACCUUCUUAAGGGGUCAGGAUUAAAGGUUGAUUAUAAGAAAGUCAACUUUGAAAAAUAGUAAGAAGUGUUCCUUUUACCACCAUGAGAUUGUUUACGGUGUUGGUUUUCGUAGUAUUUACUGGUUUUGUGUGGUGCGUGCCUUAUGGGAUUUAUCAACGUGACAGUCCCGUGCCCAAAUGCGGCGUGGAAGCUAGUACCAGUCUCAUCCACCACAACCCAUGGCUUGUGUACCUGGAAUACUACCGGAAGGGUCACCUGGCCGAUAUCAGGUGUGCUGGGACCCUGGUUGACAGCAGACAUAUUGUGACAGCAGCGCAUUGUGUUAAAAAAAUUAAAUUUCAACGAUUGGUAGCUCGUCUCGGCGAGUACGACGUAUCAACAAACUUGGACUGCCUGCAGGGUAUCUGCUCAGAAACGCUGCACAUCCAGAUCUCCGACAUCUUCGUACACCCCGACUACGAUACGAGGGACCACGACAUCGCUGUGCUCAGGCUCGUUAACGCAGCACCUUAUACUGAUUUCAUCCGGCCAAUUUGCCUUCCCUCUGGAGACAUCAGAUCAGAUGUUACAUUCUACGCGGCUGGAUGGGGGGUGAAGCCCUCAACACACCUUUACAGUAACCUGAAGAAAAUCAUACCAUUACCGUAUUAUUCUAGAAGACAAUGCCAGAGCGCAUACUCUGAAUUAAAUUUACCCACAGAAGUUAUAUGUGCAGGUGGAGAGGAGGGGAUUGAUACCUGCAAGGGGGAUUCUGGUGGGCCACUGAUGUGGGUUAAAGACAGAAUAGAACUGUGGGGGGUGACCAGCUCGGGCAACGUCAAUUGCGGCACAAAAGGAUCGCCGGGUAUUUACACUAGCGUCCAAUCACAUUUGGACUGGAUUAAAUCAGUGUUAGAAGAUAUUGAGUACGAAAUGUCGAUUAUGUUACUGCUCGUGUUUUCCGUUUAUUUCGUGCAAGGAUAUUCUUCUGUAGUGUCACAGUACAUCGAGGGUUCUUGUGAAAAUAAGAUAUCGUCUUACCCCUCAGACUUCGAAGAUGGAUGUUGUGGUAUUGACAGCUCGGCUGGUAACAAAAUUGUCGGUGGAACAUUCGCGGCAAUUGACCAGUACCCGUGGACAGCCCUCAUAGAAUACGUCCCACUGAAUAACACAUUGAUAAAAACCAACCUAUUCUUGUGCGGUGGUGCCCUUAUCAGCUCUACCUUCGUGCUCACAGCGGCCCAUUGUUUCACAGUGAGUGCUGACUUUAUGAAGCCAGAGUUCGUACGGCUUGGUGAAUAUAACACGACUAGUGACGACAGAGACUGCGUGGCAGUCGACGGAGGCGGUAUGGACUGUACUGAUCCUGUGCUUGUUGUAAAAAUUCAAAGUUACACAUUACACCCGCAGUACAGAUCUAGCACAAGUGCAAACGACAUUGCUCUGAUACGUUUAAAGAAUCCUGCGCCUUUCACAGACUUCAUCCGGCCGAUUUGUUUGCCGGCUACAGAUAUUACUAAGUCGCCGCCAGCUCGAUUGUUAUUCACUGCCGUAGGCUGGGGAGUGAUAAACGAUAUGAAUGACAUCAGUAAAGUUAAACAACAUAUCAGAUUGCCGUUUGUUAGUAUGCAGUACUGUCAAUCGAGAUAUGUCGGAACAAAGCACAGUCCGUUAUCAGAUCACCAGAUAUGUGCGGGAGGCGAGAGAGGCAGAGACACGUGCAAACUGGAUUCUGGUGGUCCACUCAUGUCCGUUGAUGAGAACACAGUAUACCAGUUGGUCGGAAUUAUCAGCUUUGGUCCGAAACCCUGCGGACUGGAGGGUGUACCCGGAGUCUACACAAAAGUUCACAGCUAUUUACCUUGGAUCUUUAACAUUACGAGCAUUUAAAUUAUUUUCACAAUUUUCAUUAUUACUAAUAGUUAUAUGUAGAUGAAUAAAUCUUAUAUAUAAAAUUCU